This is a messenger RNA of Trichosporon asahii var. asahii CBS 2479, 1716 nucleotides long. RefSeq names its product sodium:inorganic phosphate symporter. Gene Ontology annotation, biological process: phosphate ion transmembrane transport. The record is from RefSeq and is a predicted model, not a curated record. Bases 1 to 1716 code for a protein of 571 amino acids. Lineage: Eukaryota; Fungi; Basidiomycota; Tremellomycetes; Trichosporonales; Trichosporonaceae. Gene Ontology annotation, cellular component: membrane. The transcript has a single exon.
AUGCCCACGCUCCACCAGUACGACUACAUCUUCGCCAUCGGCCUGCUCUUCGCGGCGCUCGAUGCGUACAACAUCGGUGCCAACGAUGUCGCCAACUCGUUUGCGACGUCGGUCGCCUCCCGUGCUCUGACUAUGCGUCAGGCGACGGUCCUCGCGGCCAUCUGCGAGUUCCUCGGAGCUGUCCUCGUCGGUGCCAAGGUUUCGGACACGAUCAAGAACGGCAUCAUCGACCUGACGCUCUUCAAGGGCAACGCCGGCAUUGAGAUGCUCGGCUUCACGUGUGCUCUCGUCGCCUCGGCCACCUGGCUCAUGAUCGCGACCAAGAACUCCUGGCCCGUCUCGACCACGUAUUCCCUUGUUUCGGCUCUUGCCGGUGUCGGUGUCGCGACGGGCGGCGGUGAGGCUGUCAACUGGGGCUGGAACGGCGGCAAGGGUCUUGCGACCAUCUUCGCCGGCUUUGGUGUCGCGCCCGCUAUGUCUGGUGGCUUUGCCGUCGCCGUCUACCUUAUCACCAAGUUCGCCGUCCUCGACCGCGCCAACUCGGUUAUCAAGGGCCUGUACCUGUCGCCAUUCUACUUCUUCACCGUCAUCGCCGUCCUGACGAUGUCGAUCGUGUACAAGGGUUCCCCGUCGCUGAACCUCGACGACCUCCCCGAGGUGACUGUCGCGCUGGCCAUUGUCCUGACCGCGCUCGUGUGUGCCAUCCUCGCCGCGGUCUUCUGGCUCCCUUACGUCUACCGCAUGGUCGUCAAGAAGGACCACACUCUCCGCUGGUGGCACUUCGUCUACGGCCCUCUCCUCUGGAAGCGCCCCGACCCCGAGCCGCUCCCCGAGGGCGAGGCCGGCAACACUCUUGUCAAGGACUACCGUGUUGUCGGUCGCGACUCGCCCCAGGCUACCCCCGAGGGCCAGGUUGAGGACCCCGAGAAGGGUGGCGCGGAUGACAAGAACGCCACGACCCCCGAGAUCGAGGACACCCACGUCUGCACUUGCCGCCCCGUCGUUGGCCUCGCCGAGGUCGACCAGAAGGAGGAGACCAUCGGCCACAAGCUCCACCCCCGCAACGUCUGGAUCUGGAUCAAGGCCCUUCCUAGGCGCAUCCUGUCUGGCGCCAGCGUCGACAUCCACGAGCGCCAGGCGCAGAGCGGCGAGUCGGAGCGCCUCAAGAAGAUCCACGCCAUCGCCCACCAGUACGACAACGACACGGAGCACCUCUACACCUACCUGCAGGUCCUGACUGCGUGUGUCAACUCGUUCGCUCACGGCGCCAACGACGUCUCGAACGCCGUCGGACCCUUCAGCGCGAUCUACUACAUUUGGUCCACGGGCAACAACCUGGGCAAGAACGUCCCCACGCCCACUUGGGUGCUCGUCUUUGGUGCGGCGUUCAUCGUCAUCGGUCUGGCCACGUACGGCUACAAGAUCAUGGCCGCGCUCGGCAACCGUCUGACGCUGCACUCGCCCUCGCGCGGCUUCUCGAUGCAGUUCGGCGCCUCGAUCACCGUCCUCCUCGCGUCGCAGUACGGUAUCCCCGUUUCCUCGACCAUGUGUCUCGCCGGCGCCACUGCCGGUGUCGGACUUGCCUCGGGCGGCCCCAAGGCCGUCAACUGGAAGGCCUUUGGAUGGAUUGUCCUCGGAUGGAUCCUCACUGUCCCCGUCGCCGGCACGGCGGCCGGAUGCCUCAUGGGCCUCUUCAUCAAUGCUCCCCACUGGUAG